Molecule: messenger RNA, 1749 nt
Organism: Eucalyptus grandis
Lineage: Eukaryota; Viridiplantae; Streptophyta; Magnoliopsida; Myrtales; Myrtaceae
Product: omega-hydroxypalmitate O-feruloyl transferase
Exons: 4
Coding region: 172-1485 (437 amino acids)
Molecular function (GO): acyltransferase activity, transferring groups other than amino-acyl groups
Source: RefSeq, a predicted model, not a curated record
GUUUGUUGCUACCUACCGAGACACAACAUUCCAAAUGAUUCAAUAAUUAUGGGUCUAUUUAAGUAGCGUCUCCGCAGGCACUUACCCAAUAAUUCAAGUGUUGAACGAUCUCUCUCUCUCUCUCCCAGGCUCUUGAAGGGAAAAGUCGGACAUUAAAAUAAAGUUUGAGAUAUGCCAUCGCCUAUUGAGGCACCCAAAGCCGUGGACGGCAGUGGCCUAACGGUAGAAAAAUCCAUCCCUGUCGCCGUGCAUCCAGAACAUGAAACGCCCGGAGGUUUCCUUUUCUUAACUAGCAUCGAUCAAGUGGCUCACAUAGUUGUGUCGACCAUCUAUUGUUUCGAAAGAAGCAACGAGAAUGCGGUAGAUGUGGUUAGACAAGCUCUAUCCAAAGUUUUGGUUCAUUACUACCCACUUGCGGGGAGAUUAGCAAAAAGCUCCGAAGGAAAGUUGAUUGUUGAUUGCCAAAAGAAACUAGGAGUGCCAUUUGUGGAGGCCGUGGCCGACUGUGACCUUGACAGUCUUGGCGAUAUGUCAAUUCUUCAUCCUGAUGUUUUAGGAAAGCUUGUUUACAAAGACCCUACGACCCAAAAUAUGCCGGAAACUGCGCCCCUUCUAACUGCACAGGUAACAAAGUUAAAGAAUGGAGGUCUCAUUCUGGGGAUAGCUCUCAACCACUGUAUGUCCGAUGGUAUCUCUGCCAUGACAUUCAUCAAUUCUUGGGCUGAAAUUGCAAGAGGCAAGCCUUUAUCGGUGGUCCCUUAUCACGACAGAACUAUUCUAAAGCCAAGGAUGCCUCCUCGAAUUUGCGGUCCCUAUGAUGACUUUGUUCAACUAAGUGACGUAUCAAAUAUGACAGCUCUCUACGAGAAGGAGCAAUUUGUGCAUAAAUCUUUCCACUUUGACUCUGAGAAGCUGGCAGCAGUUAAAAAAAUGGCAACAGCUUGUGGACAGGUGAAGCGCAGCAUCUCCAGCUUCGUAGCACUCGCAGCCCUGGUGUGGCGAACUCGAAGCAUGGCCCUCAAGAUGAAACCGCACCAACAAACAAUGCUCACUAUUCCGGUUGAUUUCAGGUCUAAGCUAAGCCCUCCCAUUCCUGAUGGUUUCUUUGGAAAUGCCGUGGUCUUCCCAUGCUGUCUUUGCAACACGGGAGAGCUGUUUGAUGAGCCGAUCUCUUCCACUGCGGAGAGAAUAGCCGAGGCGAUCGAGCGGGUGAAUGAAGACUAUGCGCGGUCAAGGAUCGACUAUUUGGACAAGUAUGGAUUUGAAGAGUUCGCCCUGGGCACGCUACUAAUAAGUUCUUGGACGAAGCUGGAUUAUGGCAGCUCAGACUUUGGAUGGGGGGAGCCGAGGCAGUUCGGGACCGGUAGCCUGCCGGCUAAGUCCUGCCUGUUUUUGAGGGGAUGGAGAAAUAAGAAGGACGUCGUGGUGGUGUUGAGUUUGCCAUUUUCAGCCAUGAACACCUUCCAAGAGUUGCUCCAAGUUUAAGUUGAUACAUCUUCAAGACAGCUUGUUUAUAGUUGCAAUAUUGCUAUACGUGGCGAGAGUGGGGUGCGAAAUUAGUUUGAGUUGGUGUGACAAACGACAAGUGGAAUUUCCAAAUAAGUUGGAUGUGUUCAACACUCGAUAGAUAUCUUCCAUGUCGUCUAUCAAUCAGUUUUUGUAAUUCAGUCUUGGUGCACCUUAUUACUUACACUUGUAAUUGAUUAUAUUGAAUAUGAUUGUCAGUAUGAAUUUCAACCUCUUGUUUUA